CAAUCGCAUCGUUUCUGCGUCUCUUUCUGCAACUAGCUGCUCAUUUCUUUACUUACCAUCGACAAUUUUCUGAGUGAGCAUUGAAUUAACAUGGCAUCAAAAGGUGGCCGUAGUCCGGAUAUCUUAGUCACCCUUAGCCCAAGCAGAGCUCGGCAGAAAACCGGAAUAGACAAAUUGACAGAACUGAUAGCAGAACUCCAACAAGGACACACACCAAAUGCAAGGAAACUGCAAGAUACGCUGACUUACGCUGCAGGUGUACUAAAGAACGUGACAAGCAUGCCAGAUGUAAGAGAAGACGAGCUGAUUAUUUCUGAAGACGAGGAUUCGGCGGCUACGAGGUGGGUCAACGGCACGUUUCGUCGGCGCAGCACCGGCGACGCUAUGACUGACGAAAGACUCAAAGAAUUACACGAGAUCGGCAAGACGUUGCCUUUAACAAACGAAUGGAUGGAACAACUCUUGCAGAAAGCGGAUAUCAAAGAAUUCUUACAAGUGUCGCAUCGUUGGACGUUCGACAGCAUUGAAUUGCGAGGGCUGACGACGAGACCAUUACAGUGUAUCGGAUUCAAAGUAUUUCAAGAGUACGACCUGAUGUCGACAUUGGCAAUCAGUGCCAAUGUUCUUCAUCAAUUUCUCACUGAGAUUGAGAGAAAAUACAUUGAUCCUAAUAAUCCGUAUCACAACGAAACACACGCUACAGAAGUCACACAAGCAAUGCAUUCGCUCAUAGCGAAUACAAACCUACAAAAUUGGUUGAGUAAACUGGAAAUGUUGGCUUGCUUUCUGGCUGCCAUAAUUCAUGACGUUGACCAUCCGGGUACCACAAACGAGUUCAAUGUCAUUAGCAGGACCGAGCUGGCUAUUGUAUACAACGACAAGUCGGUUCUCGAAAAUCAUCACUUGAGCACAGCGUUCAAUGUGAUGAAUAAGGAUUCAUGCAACAUUCUAUCACGAUUGAAUACUUUAGAAUUCAGGGUGGUGCGGACAAUGAUCACCGAAUUGGUGCUGGCAACUGAUAUGGAAUUGCAUUCUAGCCAACUGAAACAGAUGGAAACCAUUUUAGAGAACGAUAAGCUAGAAAACUGUCACAAGAUACAGGUCAUGUCCUGUUGUCUCCAUUGGUGCGACAUCUCUCAUCCAAUGCGAAGCAAAAAGGUGAACGAAAAGUUUACAUAUGAUCUUCUCCAAGAGUUCCAAAAGCAGGGACAGAAAGAGAAAGCAAUGGGUUUACCUAUCUCGCCCAUGUGCGAAGAAGACAAUAAAAGCAAUGUGUCUAAGAGCCAAACAACAUUCAUUGACAACGUUGUCAAACCGUUGCUCGAUGUGGUCACACGUAUAGUGCGCAAAGAACUCGUUAAAGACGACUCGUCUUCGUCCACGGUACGUUUGGGCGAUCGAGACAAGAAAGCGACGGCAAAAGCAACGAGUGGAAACUAUGAAGAGUGGAUAAAAAUAGUUACGGAGUCUUGUGAAGCUAAUCUGAAGAAUUGGGCGUCAAAAGAAGACGGACGAGAAACGAAAGAUGAGACGCAUGAACGUAGCAAUUAGACGAGCCAAGACUAACAACUGAUGUCAUAUUUAUGGUAUUGUGUCAUAGGUGAGUACUUGGUUGAGUUUCCUAAAAGUUUAGGCUGUACUGAGAUUGCCUAAGUGUUUGAUACAUUUGUAUCAUCUUGCAUUGAUUUAUCAAA
Corticium candelabrum is the source of this 1694-nucleotide messenger RNA. Its product is annotated as probable 3',5'-cyclic phosphodiesterase pde-1. The record is from RefSeq and is a predicted model, not a curated record. Gene Ontology annotation, biological process: signal transduction. Gene Ontology annotation, molecular function: calmodulin-activated 3',5'-cyclic-GMP phosphodiesterase activity. The transcript has 15 exons. NCBI's taxonomy places the organism in Eukaryota, Metazoa, Porifera, Homoscleromorpha, Homosclerophorida, Plakinidae. Bases 91 to 1551 code for a protein of 486 amino acids.